This is a messenger RNA of Oncorhynchus nerka (sockeye salmon), 994 nucleotides long. RefSeq names its product carbonic anhydrase (gene cahz). Gene Ontology annotation, molecular function: zinc ion binding; carbonate dehydratase activity. Gene Ontology annotation, biological process: regulation of pH; carbon dioxide transport. The record is from RefSeq and is a predicted model, not a curated record. The transcript has 7 exons. NCBI's taxonomy places the organism in Eukaryota, Metazoa, Chordata, Actinopteri, Salmoniformes, Salmonidae. The coding region runs from base 84 to 866 and encodes 260 amino acids.
AAGGUUAGCACAAACUGGAUCCUUGUAUCUUGGUUUUACAAUUGAAAGGGAUUAUAUUCGCAUAGGAACACAAGUCAAUAAUCAUGUCUCACAGCUGGGGAUAUGGACCAUCUGAUGGACCUGAGAAGUGGUGUGAUGGCUUUCCUGUUGCUAAUGGACCCAGGCAGUCUCCUAUUGAUAUCAUUCCUGGUCAAACCUCCUACGAUUCUACCUUGAAGCCCCUCAAACUGAACUAUAACCCAUCCAACUCCACAGACAUUCUGAACAAUGGCCAUUCCUUCCAAGUUGGCUUUGUGGAUGAUGUUGACAGUUCAACACUGACCGGAGGCCCCAUCACCGGCAUAUACAGGCUGAAGCAGUUCCACUUCCACUGGGGCGCCAGUGACGACAGGGGCUCUGAGCACACCGUCAAUGGAAUCAAGUUCCCCUGUGAGCUCCAUCUGGUGCACUGGAACACCAAGUACCCUAGCUUUGGCGAGGCCGCUAGUGAACCCGAUGGACUCGCUGUGGUUGGAGUGUUUCUGAAGAUUGGUGCUGCAAACCCCAGACUGCAGAAGGUUCUCGAUGCUCUGGGGGCCAUCAAAUCAAAGGGAAAGCAAACUACAUUUUCCAACUUUGAUGCCAAAACUCUGUUGCCUUGCUCACUGGACUACUGGACAUAUGAUGGCUCCCUGACCACUCCCCCUCUGCUGGAGAGUGUCACCUGGAUCGUCCUGAAGGAACCGAUCAGUGUCAGCCCUACCCAGAUGGGUAAAUUCCGCAGCUUAAUGUUCAGUGGUGAUGGAGAGGCACCUUGCUGCAUGCAGGACAACUACCGGCCCCCUCAGCCUCUCAAGGGACGCAAGGUCCGCCGGUCCUUCAAGUAAACAGCUAUGCAUCACGCCAUCCCCCAUCCCACAAUUGCCGAUCCCCAACCUUUCCCCUAGAUUAUAUAUAUAUAUUGUGUGCCAUUUUAUAUGCAUUGCUAUCAGAAUCUGCAGAUUGUUAACCCUAU